Messenger RNA from Pyrenophora tritici-repentis Pt-1C-BFP, 480 nucleotides. The record is from RefSeq and is a predicted model, not a curated record. NCBI's taxonomy places the organism in Eukaryota, Fungi, Ascomycota, Dothideomycetes, Pleosporales, Pleosporaceae.
AUGGACACUUUGAUUUUGAAAACCGGUACACGAGCCAUCGGCGCUACAGCAACACCAUCCUCCAAUGCUCUUGGAGCUUCUUGUUCUGCUGCUCUCCGUCCCCGCGAUGUACAAAAUGGCCACAUCAUCUCCACAUCAGCUGCCCUGGGCAUCGGCGUUGUAAUCGGCAUCAUCGGCAUCGUCCUGAUGAUUCUUCUCGCGCUUUUCGUACACCACCGACGCACGUUACGCCCAACGCAACGGCAUGGCCAAGCCAAGCUAUGGAAGGGCUUCGAGCCAGUCACGCCGAAUACAGCGAGGACCUCGUUGAUGGAUUCAAAGAUGGCGACGAUUUAUUUGACUGUGCUACCGACACCUGUUAUGCCUGCUUUUCUUCCAAGUCCGCCGCCGAAGGGUCCACCGUCGAGGGGAGGAAGGAAAGGGAAGAGUGAGGUUGUGCGGGAGGAGACCAUCUACGAAGUGGCUAAUCUUGAAACCUAA